AUGAGCGCGGCGUUGCUCCGGAGUCGCGCGGACGGCCCCACGCUGCGUUCAAUUGGACUUUUAUCGGCUCGAUUGAAUAGCACAAGGGCACCUUUAACUACUAGGUUUCCUCUUACACGUUCAUUGAAUACCGUUCCUCGCCGCCCCCUGCCACGCCAUGCUUUCGGCCCAGCCUCGCAAGCGUUGAUUGCGAUUCGAUUGAAGUCCGAUAAUGCCGCCGAGAAAUCCAAGCCCACUAGACCGUCGCGUGUUAUGAAAAUUAUCGGCAAGACAUUCUCCUACUGUGGUGUUCUGUUCGCUGGCGCUACAAUUUGGGUUGUCGCAUUCUUUAUUUACGAUGCCAGUACAUACCGUGAAACGCCAACUGCGGAGGACAUACCUGUAUCGGAAUUGGCGUUGAACCCUCGCCUGGGAGGCCCCAAGAAUCUGCCUAUUGCUGAUUUCCUAGUCGGAGAUUAUGACUCUGACUCAAUGCUUGAGCAGAAGGACAAGCCUCGCUUGGUGAUUUUGGGUACAGGCUGGGGCAGCAUUGCGUUGCUGAAGAACUUAAACCCCGGCGACUACCAUGUCACAGUCGUUUCUCCUACGAACUACUUCCUUUUCACCCCCAUGCUGCCCUCUGCUACAGUAGGCACUUUGGGUCUUCGCUCGCUUGUGGAACCAGUCCGCCGCAUCAUUGAUCGCGUGAACGGUCAUUUCUUGAAGGCCGAGGCUACGGAUGUUGAUUUCUCAGAGAAGUUGGUGGAAGUGUCACAGGUUGAUAAGGAUGGCAAGAAAAGGAAUUUCUAUCUUCCAUACGACAAGCUUGUUGUUGGUGUCGGCUGCGUCACAAAUCCUCAUGGUGUCAAGGGUCUCGAGAACUGCAACUUCCUAAAGACGAUUGACGAUGCUCGUCGGAUCAAGAAUCAAGUUCUAGACAAUAUGGAGUUGGCCUGUCUGCCUACCACUUCUGACGAGGAGCGCAGGCGUCUUCUCUCAUUCGUGAUUUGUGGUGGAGGUCCGACUGGAGUUGAGUUUGCUGCCGAAUUGUUCGAUUUACUGAACGAGGAUCUGCUGCAUUCGUUCCCCAAAAUUGUUCGGAAUGAGAUUUCCGUGCAUAUUAUCCAGAGCCGAACUCAUAUCCUGAACACUUAUGACGAGGCACUUUCCAAAUAUGCCGAGGUAAUUUUCCCUGCGAGAAAAAUACAAUUGAAUGUAAAUAAUACUAACAUCAUCCAGAGCCGCUUUGCCCGUGACGGUGUUGAAGUACUAACCGGUGCUCGUGUUAAGGAGGUCAAGAAUGACCGUGUUCUUUUCAGCCAGAUGGAAGAUGGCAAAGAAGUCGUCAAAGAGAUCCCUACUACAUUCUGUCUGUGGUCUACUGGAGUUGCCCGCGCAAAGAUCUGCGAAACGCUGUGUGACAGACUUGACGGCCAAAACAACAAGCACGCCAUCGAAACCGACUCGCAUCUCCGUGUAAUUGGGGCGCCAUUAGGAGACGUUUACGCCAUCGGUGAUUGUUCUACCGUUCAAAACAACGUCGCCCAGAACAUCAUCCGCUUCCUCCGUACCAUUGCCUGGGAAAAGGGCCUCGACCCAGAGAAAGUACACCUCACUUUCUCUGAAUGGCGCGACGUUGCCAACAGAGUGAAGAAGCGCUUCCCACAAGCCUCGAGCCAUCUGCGCCGCGUGGAUAAACUCUUCGAGCAGUACGACGCCGACCACUCAGGAACCCUUGACUACGGCGAGCUCUCUGAGCUCCUCCACCAGAUUGACACGAAAUUGACCUCCCUUCCUGCGACUGCCCAGCGUGCUAACCAGCAAGGUGUCUACCUGGGCCGCAAGUUGACUAAGAUCGCCUCCGCGCUGCCCGGUCUCAGAGCCAACGAGAUUGAUUACGGUGACCUGGACGAGGCUGUCUACCGUGCUUUCAAGUACAAGCAUCUGGGCAGCCUGGCCUACAUCAGUAACGCUGCUAUUUUCGAUUUUGGUGGACUCAGCUUCAGCGGUGGUGUCGUCACUAUGUAUCUGUGGCGGAGUAUCUACUUCGCUCAAAGUGUCAGCUUCCGCACCCGGUGUAUGCUGGCCAUGGACUGGGCUAAGCGUGCGCUUUUCGGAAGAGAUCUCAUGAGUUUCUAA
Messenger RNA from Penicillium verhagenii, 2118 nucleotides. RefSeq names its product putative NADH-ubiquinone oxidoreductase 64 kDa subunit. The coding region runs from base 1 to 2118 and encodes 705 amino acids. The record is from RefSeq and is a predicted model, not a curated record. NCBI's taxonomy places the organism in Eukaryota, Fungi, Ascomycota, Eurotiomycetes, Eurotiales, Aspergillaceae. The transcript is spliced from 4 exons. Gene Ontology annotation, molecular function: calcium ion binding; NADH dehydrogenase activity.